Molecule: messenger RNA, 4835 nt
Organism: Syngnathoides biaculeatus (alligator pipefish)
Lineage: Eukaryota; Metazoa; Chordata; Actinopteri; Syngnathiformes; Syngnathidae
Product: matrix-remodeling-associated protein 5-like
Exons: 5
Coding region: 19-3585 (1188 amino acids)
Cellular component (GO): extracellular region
Source: RefSeq, a predicted model, not a curated record
CUCUGGGUCUUAGGAGCAAUGAUGUCCAUCCAUUCCAGGGCUCAUCGGUUUGAGGUUCUCCCAAAUGGCACCCUUGUUAUUCAAAAUGUUCAGCUGCAAGACAGGGGCACAUACAUUUGCAGUGCACACAGCUCCUUUGGUCGUGACAGGCUGCUAACCACCCUGGACGUGUGGACGCGCCCGCCUCGAAUGCAACUGGCUAGCUAUAGAGAAGCCACGAUCCAUCAAGGCGGGGAUGUCCACCUGGAGUGUCAGGCCAGCGGCGUUCCCACCCCUCUGCUCUCUUGGAUUCUACCGGACCGCUCCGUCCUGACCUCCACGGCCAACUCAAGCAAGCGAAUCAACAUGGAGACAAAUGGAACUCUCCACAUUUCAUCAACGCUGCAAAGUGAUCGGGGGGCAUACCGCUGUGUGGCCUCCAACUCGGCCGGUGCCGCCAGUGCUUCAGUGCGCUUACACGUGUCAUCGUUGCCCCCGGUGAUACAGCAACCUAGAGAGGAACACCUGCUUUUGGCUCCAGGAGGACCUCUCUACGCCCACUGUACUGCGAGAGGGGCCCCGUCGCCAGCCAUGCGAUGGCGUAUUCCAGAUGGUGCUCUAGUUCGGCCGUCCCAGUUUCUCCACGGCAACCUUUUUGUCUUGCCGAACGGUACGCUGCACAUUCGAAAGGUCGGGCGUAAGGAUGCUGGGAAUUACGAAUGCACCGCUUUUAAUGCGGUUGGAACUGAUAAAAGGAUAGUGAGAGUGGAAAUUAAAGAGGAGACGCAAGUAGAAGUGACGAGUGAUCCAAAAAACAUGACACUUUCAUCCUUUCUUCUGAAAAACAGCCAAGACGGCUUUCAGUCAAAGCCACUUGACUCUGCCAGAUUGACCCCUCCGAGUCCCAAAUCCCCAUUUCACCCUCAUCAGCCAAUUUAUGCUGACUCAACCUCUAAAAUCAAUAGAACCGCCAUCAACUCUGCCACACGGUUGACUAACUUGACAAAAACGUCCGUGGCUUCACAUAACACCACGCUCAUCUCACAAACAUCUGACAAAGGUAGCGCUUCAGUCAUUCUACCCUCCUUGCCAGUCUCUCAAUUCACCAAAGCCCGGAUUGUCUCAACCUCGCCCUCUGUCACUACGGUUUCCUACGGGGAAAAUCUGCAGCUCCACUGCUCUGUAACAGGCAACCCAUCCCCCAUUAUCAUUUGGAAGACCCCAAACAGAAAACUGGUGGAUAUGCAUUUCAGUUUCGACAAACGCCUGAAAGUGCACCAAAAUGGGACGCUCUCAGUCCAUUCGGUGACAGAACGCGACGUUGGCGAUUACCUUUGCAUCGCACGCAACAAGGUCGCCGAUGAUUACCGCCUGCUGCGUGUGUCCGUGGUUAUCAAGCCUGCAAAGAUCGAGCCAAAGCAACCUUUCAAUCAGAUGGUGUCAUUCGGAAACGCACUGAAGGUGGACUGUUUGGCAUCAGGAUUGCCAGACCCGGCAGUCAGUUGGAGUCUACCAGAUGGAACCACGGUUAACACCGUGUUGCAAGGGGAAGAAAGACCAGGGCGAGGACGCCGUCUUAUCGUUUUCAAUAAUGGAACAUUGCUGGUUCCGGCUGUGGGCAGGGGAGAAGAAGGCGAGUACACUUGCUAUGCUGAGAAUCAAGGAGGUCAAGAUACCAUGAAGGUGCAAGUCAAAGUCAUGAUGACAGCGCCACCUACCUUCAAUGAUGACAAUCGUUAUCAAGUCAUUAAAGUACGUCAGGGGGCUACAGCUGUCAUCCGCUGCCAGGCCACUGGGGAUCCCCCGCCGACGGUGACCUGGUUCUCCCCGGCACGUCGCGUCAUCCCAGCCAAUUCUGGUUUUUACUCCGGCCGGAUUGUGGUGGCUUCUGGUGGAACACUGGAGGUCCAUCAAGCCCGCAAGAUUGACGCAGGAAAUUAUACAUGCCGGGCAAGCAACUCUGCUGGGGAAAGAAGCAUGGUAGUAGGCCUCGAGGUGGACGUUCCUAAUAAUGGAAACAAUGGCAAUAGCGAUAGCAAUGCCUGGAUGAGAACAAUCAAUGGAUUUAACAAAGCAACUAGUAGUCUUAAUCCAGCCCGAAGGAGUGAUAGCGAACAUGGAUUAAAAAGGCCCGUUAGUGGAAUCACAACCCAUCUUGACCAUGUUGUCAGAGUGGGUGUGAACAGUGGUGAAAAUACAGGCACCAAAGCAGAUAAGAGCGGAAUCCUGAAUCGAAAUGCGCAUGAAACUCCGAAUAGUAUGAGAAACAGUCCUAGUUCAGUCAGAGAAGGAAGUCAUGCAAGCAAUCUUGGGGCAAGAAGCAACGAGGUUGCAGCAGGAAAAACUAACAAUGACGCAAACCUCAGUUGGGAUAUCAGCAUGAUAAGCGGUCUUUCUAGAAAUGGCGUGUUUACAAGCAGUGCUACGAACAAUGCUGAUGGUAGAGCAAGUUGGGUCAGAGGUAACUCGGGACUGACUAAUGACAAAAGCAGGAAAAUCCCUGCCGGCACAGGCACUGGUAGCACCCCAAAUAAACUCGUGGGUGUGGUAACAACUGAGAAGCGGCGCAUAAUGAAAGGCCAAUCUGUUCUCUUGCCAUGUCCGUCUCACGGAUCCCCUCCUUUAACCUGGUAUCUGCCUGGUAACGGCGUGCUCCCAGCCCCUCACUAUGGCAGCCGGUUCACAGUGCACCGAAACGGCUCCCUGGAGCUGCGGGGUGCUAGGUUGAGCGACGGCGGUACUUUUCUCUGCGUGGUGAGAGGCGACAAAGGAGAGACCAGGAUUCAAGUGGAGCUGGAGGUCUCAGAGUUGCAAGAAGCGUCACGGCCACUCUGGUCUGUGGCACCUCGAUCGGGAGCGGCUCAGCAAGCUUCUCAAUCGAGACGGCUGUUGCCAGAGGUGUCUCGUCACCCAAUUCCUGUUUCUCAAAAAACGUUGCAAAGUGGCCCAUCCUUGCUCGUAGCCCCAGAUCCAGUAGGUCCUCCCUCGCCCUCUGCCAUCUCGGCACCAGCCCUGAGCACCCAAACUGCUUCUCUGAUGAGCAUUACAAAUGGAGAGACUCUUCGUCUACCCUGCUCUUCUACUCGAGCCCCAAAACACACCUCGGCGUCUCUUUCUUGGACUUUUCCCAGCGGCAAGGUGUUGUCAAAAGGUGACAAAGGGGACUCUGGCCGCUACUUCGUCCAAGAUGAUGGGACGCUGGUGAUCCAACACACAUCCGUAUUCGACCGAGGCACCUAUACCUGCAGAUACGCUAGCCCAGACACUUCUUCGGUUUCGGUUGUCACGGUUCCCGUCAUCAUCAUUGCAUACCCCCCACGAAUUACAACAGGACCCUCACCUGUGACCUACACACGUCCUGGCGUUGCUGUGGAGCUGCCCUGUCUCACCAUAGCAACUCCCCAGGCGGUGGUUACCUGGGAAACACCAGACAUGACACAGCUGAGGGUGCUGGGUCAGGCUCGUAUCUAUGGUAACCGUUAUCUCAGUCCCCGAGGUUCUCUGGUGAUACAGAGGCCGUCGAGCCGCGACACGGGAUUUUACAGGUGCACGGCCAAAAAUGUCAUAGGGGUGGACACCAAAACAACAUAUCUGCAUGUUGUAUAAUGAGGUAAAGAACAUGCACACGGCAUCCCUGUCACUGACUUAAUUCAAUGUGUCCCUCAUGCCCAAAGGAACUGCAAAGUUUUGUUGAGAUACUGUUAACGUUUAAGAUCCCAGUACAAUACAGUUUUUUAUUUGUUUUUUUUUUUUUUUUUUGGCUGAAGUAAAUUUCAGCGCACGGUGUCUGUCGGUUUUUACGUUCUUUGUUUGUACACAUGCAUUUACUAAAUGUGCCUUGUCUUUACGGUAGGACGAAAACUCAUUUUUAUAUGGUGCUCAAGUUACAAUAUUUAUGAUUUGGUGACGUGCAACACUGUUUUUUUUUUUUUUCUUAGCGAUUACAUAAAAAUCAAUCUGCUUUAAUUUGGAGGCCUCCAAACCUUUUGCACAGUUUCUAACUCACUAACUGUUAAAUUUAACAACAGAAAUUCACAAUCAUGACGUUUUACCUAGUCGCAAAUUCUUAAUACUUUGGACAAAUAUUUGUUUUUCAUUUGUAAUUCAAAUGCAGUACAGAUUUAUAAUUCAAAUGUUUUUUUGUUGUUGGAAUUGCUCAUUUUAUCAAUUUGAUUUUGAAAGAUAAAGCUUGCCCGCAUCCCAGAAUUAAUGGGGCAGCGUGAUGAGGCUUGAAAACAUUCAAAAAUAUGUUUACAAGACAAAUUGCAUCUUUGUAAUUAUGAUGAUGAUGAAAAUGCUGUUAUUGCCAAUAUGUGCACAAUGGUAGCAGCUCGGAGCAAUCUUUUUUUAAUUGCUUUCGUUCAUCGCAUAAGGACUUUUUUAAGAGCAGAGUUAGUUUCCUUACGACAGGUGAGGGGGAACCUUCAGCCUGUGGGUCAGAUAAAGCCCAGUGGAGCAUCUGAUCUGGCCCGGAAGGAAUUUUGAAAAUGAAACAUUUCAUUUCUAAUGAUAACAUUAUUGCAUCAUGUUUUCAUACAUUUUGGUACGUCCCGCUGAGGGGUGUGUUCAAAAGGGAUUAGUAAAAGGAUCCCCCAGCCCUGCCUGAUGAGAAAAAGAAAAAUCACAAAUGUCGACUCUGUCAAGCAACUAGAAAUUUUUACAGCAUCGAGAUAUUAAUAAAAUGAAGAAUAACAAUCUAUCUUAUUUUUUCCCUCUCUGUUUUUCUUAAGAAAACAAUUUGUAUAUUUCAAACUCAGCCGUAGAACAUGGAAGGGAGAUUUUGUACUGCAGGGAGGAGACAUGAUGACAGCAUAUCGUUUUCACUGGAAACUGCAAUAAAACUCUCACGAGCCCAC